This is a messenger RNA of Fusarium pseudograminearum CS3096, 2349 nucleotides long. RefSeq lists its product as uncharacterized. Gene Ontology annotation, biological process: endoplasmic reticulum unfolded protein response. Bases 1 to 2349 code for a protein of 782 amino acids. The record is from RefSeq and is a predicted model, not a curated record. The transcript has 2 exons. NCBI's taxonomy places the organism in Eukaryota, Fungi, Ascomycota, Sordariomycetes, Hypocreales, Nectriaceae.
AUGGCUUCUAUGCCUUCCGCGACUCGUCCUGAGGACGAUAAAUCUACUACCACCACGCCUUCACCAGCUGACGGACAAACUGUAAACUUACAGGUUUUGUCACCGUCUGUUGGCGUGACCCGACCACUGCUGUUUCCCAGUCUUGCUGCCAAUACUACAGUCAAACAGCUCAAGGACAAGAUUCGACAGACCCUCCCCUUGCGCCCAGCCGAUGAGAACCAGCGCUUGAUUCACCGCGGACGCGCCAUCGUUCGCGAGUCUGACACCUUGCUUGACAUAUUUGGCGCAGAUGUGAUUCGCAACCCCGAGCAACAGACAAUCCAUCUUGUUAUUCGCGAUGUGCAAGACAGCCAAUCCUCAGCCGCACCCGCACCUUCUGCGCCUUCAUCACUUCCUGCUCCCGCCUCAGCACCAUCGUCAGGUCCCAGCCCGACCGCUCCUGCCCCGCCAACGAAUCCUCUGCGAGCACAACCUCAACACCAUCAAGCUCAUGUCCCAGGAUAUCAGAUACCUUGGCGAAAUUCGAUGCCCCCGACUUCCAACCCUUUCCCUCAGCCACGCAUGCCGUCACCCUCUCCAUCUCAUACCCCUGAGCAAGCUGCGGCCUUCCAGCAUCACCAUCAGAACAUGACACAGUGGCUGAACAACCUUCAGCGAGAAGCUAUGAACAGGGCUAUUAACAAUAAUCAACGCACAAGAGCUCAAAUGGGAAUGCGCGGUGUUGGGGAUAACGGCCCAGGAACUGUUCCAGUAGGGGACGGUAGCGGUCGAGCAAGCCCUGCCCCAGUCCCAGGCCAAACCAUAUAUCGCGAGCAUGUUGGACCAAACGGGCACACGUACCAGGUCGAGACUGUCAUACGAACUGGAGGAAGUGGGCAACAGGGGAGCAGUGGUGCCGCGGCCUCUAUGUCACCAGUCGAUGUACAUAACAUCAUUCGGAGUGCUGAUAUUAACCAAUCUGCGUCAGCAGUGGCUAGUGCAAUGCAGCGGAGUGCUUCUAGCACUUCUUUACAUAACCGUCCUUUGGCACAACCCGGAGCACCGGCACCUGUUUACCCACAUGGGUAUUCUAUCAUGUCUAGCAGACGGGGGACCCCCGAGCCCGCUUCUGCUCGACUUGCUCCCACUGCAGCUUCUCGAAGUUCUCAACCAAGGCAGGGGCCUGAGGUGUACAUUCUCUCAUCACCCGAAGGCCCUCGAGCUUUGUUGUUCAAUAAUACUAGUUCUGAGGCGUAUUAUACCCCACGGCUUCGAACUCAAACAAGUCUCCAGCAACUCCAGCAAUUCCAACAAAUUCAGCAACUCCAGCAACUGCGUCAAACCGUGAUCGGUCCAACUCAGGAGACUGGAAUUGACCAAAUGCAACAGAGACAUCACCACCACCACCAUCAUCAUCAUAAUCCUCGCCCCCCUAUGGCAGCGAAUUACUUCAACCAACUUCAGGCGCAACCGCAGCCUUUGCGUGUCAAUCAACGUCUACAGCCUCUGCCUCAACAGCCUGUGCUCCAGGACCAAGAUCAGCCCCAGCCUCAGCCCCAGCCUCAGGUCCAAGGCCAAGGUCAAGUUCAGAAUCAAGGCCAGGAAGCGGAGCCUGGGGCGUUCAUGGGCCCCUUGAUGCAUCGAGGUAACCCGCCGAUGGCAGCACUUCCGCCACUACUUAUGCAGCUGUGGCCUCAGAUUUGGCUUCUGUUCCGUUUGGCCUUGUUUGUUUGGUUCUUUACUUCUCCUGAUGCGAGCUGGUACCGAUGGUUUACCAUUAUUGUGAUCGCUGUAUUCAUCUUUGUGCUCAGUACUGGCGUUUUUAACGGAGUUCCAGAUCACGUUUGGCGACCUCUGGGACGACACCUAGAGAACUUGAUUCCCCUGGAGCCAAGGCCUCAACAGGGCGUUGCCGUGCCAGAGCAGCGUAACCAGCAGAACCCGCAGCCCAGACCGAACCCUGAUCCUACUGAGAUGGCAAGGCGGCUUGUAGAGCAGCACCAAGGACCAGACAAUUGGAUUCUGUCCCAAGUUAGACGUCUGGAGAGAGCUGGUCUCUUGUUUCUAGCAAGUAUUGCACCAGGCGUUGCAGAAAGGCAUAUUGCCAAUCUGGAAGCAGCAGCGCGAGCUGAAAGGGAGCGCGUAGAAGCUGAAGCGAGAGAAGCCGAGGCAGCAGCAGCAGCCGCGGCGGCUCAGAAUGAUGAAAACAACGAAAACCCGGCUGAGAAUGAAGGUGAAGGGACAACUACAGGUACUGAGACAGAUCAAGCGGAGAGGGCACCGGAGAAUCAUGAAAGAUUACGAGGAGAGCAGGGAGUUCAGGAGGGCAAUCAACAUGGCGAGCACAGGGAACCACUUGUUCACCUGUAG